Molecule: messenger RNA, 2223 nt
Organism: Hippoglossus stenolepis (Pacific halibut)
Lineage: Eukaryota; Metazoa; Chordata; Actinopteri; Pleuronectiformes; Pleuronectidae
Product: FILIA-N KH-like domain-containing protein
Exons: 5
Coding region: 89-910 (273 amino acids)
Source: RefSeq, a predicted model, not a curated record
GAAGGGCUGAAGCUCAGUGUGCGUGUGACAGCAGCAGGACCAACUCACUCCUACAAGCACCGGUACCUUCUCCCGUUAAUCCGCCAUCAUGGAUCUGGACCUGAUCUUCGUUAUUCCCGCCAUCCUCUUCACUGUCGUGGCCAUUUAUUUCGCCUGGUCGCUCCUCAGUAAAAAGCCCGACGCCUCCUCCGCCGCUGCCCGGAACAAGAAGCCUGAAGUCGGCUACGGAGACGACGUCCCUCCGUCCAGAGCUCUGGGGCAGCAGCUCCGACCCGAGCCCGACGUGUCCCCGCGGACUGAGCCUCCUGCUCCGGCUGAGAAGAUCCAGGACGUCCCGGUGAAGGUUGAACCAGAACCAGUGAAAGAACCAGAACCCGUCCCCGAAUCAAAGCCUGUCCCAGAACCCGUCCCAGAAUUAGUCCAAGUCCCAGAGACAGAACCAGAACCAGUUUCAGUACAAGAAGUAGCUUCUGUAUCAGAAGCUGUUCCAGAGCCAGAACUUGGGCUUGAACCAGAGUCAGAACCAGAAGAAGUCCCAGAACCAGUAGAAGUCCCAGAAGCAGUUGAAGUCCCAGAAGCAGUUGAAGUCCCAGAACCAGUGUCAGUAUAUGAUCCAGAGCCUGUGGUGGAAUCUGAACCGGUACCUGAAGUGGUCUCGCUGGUGGAGGAGUCUUUACCUGAGCUGAUCCCUGGUUUCACAGAAGAAAUCCUGCUGACCCCUGAACUCUUGAUUGAGACUGAAAGAGAACCAGAACCAGAGAAUGUCCUGAACAACGACGUGGCUGCAGCUGAAGAUCAGGUCAAGUUCACUCCUGGAAAGAAACAGAGCAAGUUUGAGACCCUGAUGAGCAAAGAGGAGAUCAAGGAGGAGCAGAGGAUAGAGCUUACACCCGAUUUUACUUCUCUAUAAUCAACCUCAGCUGAGUUAGGAAGAGAUGGGUGCAACAGGAGCAGCUGGCGGCCAUCUUCCUGCUGCUGAGGGAGAACCAGGAGGCGCUCGGCGAGGUGACGGAGGGCGACAUGGAGGAGCAGCUGAAGCUCUACUCGCUCUGAGACGCCGUCCAUCACUGUUACCAUAGCAACGCAAACCUCCACACAACCGAAUGUAAAAUGUCGUAGACGAAACCUGAGACGCUGAUUUAUUAUCGGAUUAUAUUUAUUUAUUUUAUCUGAAUCUGUAAAAGAACGAAAGUAUCGUGUGUGGAGUAAAAAUACGAAGCAGCACAACAUGUAAAUACUCACAUGAAGUACAAGUACCUCAGAAUUAGUUUUUUAUUUAUUUGGGUUUUUAAAAAGUUUUUAGUUUUUUUCUCUCGAUCUUUUUAAGUUUUCUGUCGCUGAAAAAAACAAACGUCAAAGUUUGAAUUGAAUUUAUUGAGAACGUCUUUAUGCUAAGCUAAGCUAAGCUUCUUUGGUCACAUUUGUUGAUCUUUGUUUUUGACAUUUCAAAAACAAAGUUUGCACUGACGUAAUUCACAUAAUAUGACUCGAAAAAAAGUGUAUACUACAACUUUUUCCAGAAAUAUACGGGUUUAUUUCUCCUCAAAUAUUUCUGCUUUUUGUUUUAGCUUUUUUGUAAAGAUAUUACGAUAUCUAUAAAAAAAAUGUCUUUAAAUGUAGUUUUUCCUGUUAAACUCUUGAGGCUUUUGAAAUGUAACAAAUUCAUAUCAGAAUAUUUUGAAUUUAAUGCCUUUUUACUAAAUAACUAAUAACCUAAAUAUUAAAUUUAUAUCAGAAUAAUUUGACUUUCUCCUUAAUUAAUAAUUGAGUUUCUAAAAAAUACCCAAAUAUUACUAUUUUUUUAAAUUAUAAAUUUUAUAUCAAAAUAUUUUAACUUUCCUCAAUAAAAUAAUAAAAAAAUUCUCUCCAAUAUUAGGACUUAAAAACUCCUCUUCUCAAAUUAUUGCAAGUAUUUUCUCAGUAUAAACGAAUAUUAAGACGUUUCCUUUGUUACAACCUUUUUAUGAGAAUAUUAUAACUUUACUAUUUUCUGUUUAAGAGACAAAGAGUUUUCUCCCUUGCUUGUAGAGGCACUGUUACUGCUGCAUUCUGGGUAACGUGUUUUUUAACAGUUUUUGGGGCAUCGUCCGUCACUGACGAUCAACGACGUCAAGAUUUUUUUUUUAACGUAUACAAUUCAACCAACUUUAUUUAUUGUGAGUUGUAUUUCAGAUUUUUUCUGUAAAAACUUUUUUCUUGAUAAUAAAAAUAUGUAAAAAACUC